Molecule: messenger RNA, 1052 nt
Organism: Carica papaya (papaya)
Lineage: Eukaryota; Viridiplantae; Streptophyta; Magnoliopsida; Brassicales; Caricaceae
Product: serine/arginine repetitive matrix protein
Source: RefSeq, a predicted model, not a curated record
CUUCUUCUUCGUCUUCUUCUCCUUCUCCUCCUUGUUUCUGCAGGUAUGGAGACCACAAUUGAUAUUCAAAAGUUGGAGUCCUCUCCUAGUGGUGGAGUUGACAUAGAAGUAGAUGUACAUGUCGAUGAUCUAUUCGACGAGUGCUGGUUCUACGGUAAUCUGUUGGUCAACAGAAGAGCUAGGAUGCCGAGGUGUUAUUCUGAUCCUUGUUCUUCGUCAAACUUCAACCAAGAAAUUUCAAAGAAUUCACACACUGCAAAUUCUCAAUCCACUAAUGGCGGUUUGGUUCGUGCGCCAUCUUUGCCACCUUAUAUAGGUAGAAAAGAUGAAGUUCAGCAAAGAGGAAAAUUGGGCAGGCAAUUAUCUGAUCGAAUCUUGCCGCAGCAACCUACUAAACCGGAAGGAAUUCAGAAAGAAAGUGAAACCAGAAGAAUCAAACCAGCUGCAGCUACUCAUUCAUCGUUGCAAAGAACACAAACCUUGCCGUCUUAUAUAGGCAGGGAUCAAGAUAAAGACAGUGAUGCUCUGAUGAGCACAUUGAUUCUUGAAGCAUUGGCUAGCUCAUCCAAAACCUCCCCUCACAGACUAACUCCAAAGAGUCCUAGCAGUUCAAGACAUCGGCCACCGAGGAACCCAGAUGUAGAAAGUAUCAGCAACAAACAUGAUAUGAAAGAAACAAGAAAGGAAAGCUUGAACCAGAAGAAACUGAGGAAAAGCUUGAGCUACCUUGAGGUAGAAGAAUUACGAGGUUUCGAGGAGUUGGGAUUCAGAUUUGACAAGAGAAGAGAAGAUGAUCCAAAUGAAUUAGGUUACAAGAUGGUGAUGAUGAUGAGAAGUAGGCCUUAUAAUUGGUCUCAGUCAUGGAUGGAGAGGAGCUGUGCACCUCUCAUUCCAACUUGGGUCGCCAAGAACUCCGCAGAAGACAUGAAAGCACACAUCAAGUUCUGGGCAAGAACUGUCGCCACUAACGUGCGCCAAGAGUGUUAACGAAAAAACAAAGUUUAACCAUAUUUAUUUGACUGUAAUUGGAUUUAAUAAAGAGCUUCACUACA